AUGCAAGCGCUUCGAGAAAAAUUUAAAACUGACAAAUCUAAAAAAGACAAAGAUAAAGAUAAAGACAAGGACAAAGAUAAAGAUAAAAAAUCAGUUCUUCAUAUAGGAAAAGAUAAGGAUGAUACAGAAACAGCUCAUCAACAACCAACAAGUAAUUCACAAUCAUUAGACAAGGUGAAAGCUUUUCUGGCAAAAGCCAAAGACGAAUUUCAAGUGAAAUAUGACAAACCUACUCAAAACACAGCAAAAACCGAUGAUUUUGAUCGAAUUCGAACACUUGGAACAGGUAAUGUAGUAAAAUUGAAACAAGUUGAACAUACUUUGAAUGAAAAACGAAUAUUACAAGCUAUUAGUUUUCCAUUUUUGGUCAAUUUAGAACAUCAUUUUAAAGACAAUUCUUAUUUGUAUAUGGUAUUAGAAUUUGUACCAGGAGGCGAGAUGUUUAGUCAUUUGCGAAAAGUUGGCCGCUUCAGUGAGCAACAUGCCCGAUUUUAUGCUGCUCAAAUCGUUUUAACAUUUGAAUAUCUUCACUAUUUGGAUAUCCUCUAUCGUGACUUGAAACCCGAAAAUUUACUUAUCGAUGCGGAAGGCUAUUUAAAGGUGACUGAUUUUGGUUUUGCCAAAAAGAUUAAAGGAAGAACAUGGACGUUGUGUGGUACUCCGGAAUAUCUUGCACCAGAAAUUAUUCUAUCUAAAGGAUACAACAAAGCUGUUGAUUGGUGGGCACUUGGAGUUCUUGCUUAUGAAAUGUCAGCGGGUUAUCCGCCAUUUUUUGCUGAUCAACCGAUUCAAAUCUAUGAAAAAAUUGUUUCUGGAAAAGUGAGAUUUCCAUCUCAUUUUAGUAGCGAUCUAAAAGAUAUUUUAAGAAAUUUAUUACAAGUUGAUUUAACAAAACGAUAUGGCAAUCUCAAAAAUGGAGUCGAUGAUAUUAAACAACAUAAAUGGUUUUCGACAACAGAUUGGAUAGCUAUUUAUCAGAGAAAAGUUGAACCUCCAUUUAUACCAAAAACCAAGGGACCGGGUGAUGCAAGUAAUUUUGAUGAUUAUGAAGAAGAGCCUUUACGUAUUGCGACAACGGAAAAGUUUUCAAAAGAAUUUGAAGAAUUUUAA
Molecule: messenger RNA, 1110 nt
Organism: Didymodactylos carnosus
Lineage: Eukaryota; Metazoa; Rotifera; Eurotatoria; Philodinida; Philodinidae
Source: the annotation of a GenBank genome assembly